Molecule: messenger RNA, 1956 nt
Organism: Coniophora puteana RWD-64-598 SS2
Lineage: Eukaryota; Fungi; Basidiomycota; Agaricomycetes; Boletales; Coniophoraceae
Exons: 7
Coding region: 1-1956 (651 amino acids)
Molecular function (GO): protein binding
Source: RefSeq, a predicted model, not a curated record
AUGACCCUCUUUUCCAAGAUUGUGAAGACGUCAACCGAUGCGAUCAAGUUCUUCCAGUUGCUUGCCCGGUACACCCCCAACAGCAAUAGCGUCGUACAGCCAGGACAGGUUUCUGAUCAGCCAGUCACUACUAGGAAGCGCAGGAUCAGCUUCAGUGGUGAUAACCAGACGCCGAAACGAGUAAAAUUUGAGCAGGAACUCGGACAUACGUCAAGGCACGACAACAACCCUCGCAAAAGUCCUUCUCAACGAUCCAAGCUCACCAGGACCAGCCCCCCAAAGCGACAGAAGAAUCAGUUUCCUUUCAGCAACCAAGUCAUUCAGUGGGCAACCGAGCACCAGGCCCCCGACGAGGGCAAUGAUGCUCAAAAGCGUACACAUAAUUGGAUAGUUCAACAACAUCUUCAACGUGCACUUAGCCUUGACAGUCUGGCGAGCACGGUAGACCAAGCCGGCCAUAGACAGCCGGCCCAGACUUAUUCUGGCGACAACAAACCGAAUUCGAAACGAGCAUAUCCUUUCGACGAGGCUGUGCCUCCCCCGCGCAAACGAUCGAGGCAGAGCGCCAUUACACGCUCAGCCUCUUCCUCAUUAGUGCGCCUCCUCAGGCGGCAGGGCGCGUAUGCCGUCAUCCCAACAAGAUCGCGGCGGUUAGGGACCUUGCCCCCGGAAAUCUUACUCUGCAUCUUCGACAGCUUGGACUGGAAAUCCCGCAUGGCAGGCUCCCAAGCCUGUCGUGUCUUUGCGUCAGUAGUCGCCCGUCUUAUAGGGAGUCGAAACGACCUUCGCAGAACGAAUAUCAUCCCUAUCUUGAUAUUUAACAUUGAUAUCCUCGUACACGCAGCCAGAUUACAGUCGAACUCGAUCGAGCCCUACAUCUUUCGGCCUGACGUCUUCCUAUCGUGCUCAUUUCCUGCCCAAUCUGAUAUAGCAUUUUUUGUUCGCGGUCUAGUCCUGCUCUCAGAAUUUGUUCCCGCCGGUACUCCUCUCAAGUUCUCGCUGUUCCUCACCGACAUUCCCGUCGACCUUCGCAAAGAUGUUGCGACGCUCGUUUGCAACGUCCAUCAAAAGGAGUUUGGUAGCAUCGCCAUUUUCGGGUCUUCACUAAUAGAUCCCCCUGCGCGUUUGCAACGCGGAGGUCACUCAAACCGCUUCGGUGCUAGUUCCUAUCGCGAAGUUACGCUUUCUUCCAUCGCCUUCCAAGACGGCAUGGCUGGCACAACCCGACAUAUACUUGCUAGCGGGUCCUCCAUUCGCUCCCUAUCACUUGCGUGCGUUCGGCUCAAGCCACACCAAUGGGGUACCCUUCUCAACCCUCUCACGAUCCCUGAGCUCGAAGACUUUGCUGUACCCGUGACCUGUCCCGGAUCCGUUGUACAAGACUUUCUCGGACGACAUCAGUCCAUAACAUAUCUGACCGUUGAAGAGUAUCAUGACGACACGCAAACGCCAGCCGGUUUCCGUGUUCCCGAGGCGGUCAGCACACUCUGUGCGCCUCUUGCCGUUUGGCAAUCCAUCUUGCGUGUUUGCACCCUCAAUUCCUUGUAUCAUGCCUCGAUCAACCUGCCCGCAGUCCAGGCUUUGGAAGCGGGCUAUCUCGCGGACGUUCACGCUAUCGUGUCCCAGUGCGUCGGGCUCGGAUGGUUGACGAUCACUCUUCCUCAAGGCUUGGCUCGCGAGGCUGCACUUCGCGUUACUCAAGGACUCACUUUCCCUGGCAUCACUACAUUGUACUUGGAUUGCACGAGAACAACUGGAGUGGACACCGGCGACGGCAUGGUGCCUCUGGUCGGCGCGUGGACCAGUUCUUUCCCGGACCUCACGACCUUUAGAUUUAGACCGCAUAUUGGCGACGAGGGCUUCGAAAGAGGAUUUGACAACAUCCGUGGCGAACUUAGAGCUGAGAUGCAGAUGUAUGUAGAGGAUAGUGUCGACCUUGUCAUCGUGUGUUUCUGA